Oncorhynchus masou masou (cherry salmon) is the source of this 2856-nucleotide messenger RNA. Its product is annotated as apoptosis regulator BAX-like. Lineage: Eukaryota; Metazoa; Chordata; Actinopteri; Salmoniformes; Salmonidae. Bases 255 to 869 code for a protein of 204 amino acids. Gene Ontology annotation, biological process: extrinsic apoptotic signaling pathway in absence of ligand; intrinsic apoptotic signaling pathway in response to DNA damage; mitochondrial fusion. Gene Ontology annotation, molecular function: channel activity; protein heterodimerization activity; protein homodimerization activity. The transcript has 6 exons. The record is from RefSeq and is a predicted model, not a curated record. Gene Ontology annotation, cellular component: mitochondrial outer membrane.
UUUCAUUCGACUGUUCAGUCUUGUUGUCGUCAGAGGCCAUUCCUAUUUUUUUUGUGUUUUUGAUUCUGCAUAUUAUCUCAAAGGAAUGCCACAUUUUCUUAAUAGAGAUAAAACAGCAACAACCAUUGUCUGUCAAAUAGAGCUAGAAUAGUUGUAUCCUGUUAUAAGAGAAUAACUACAGUUACUAUACUGAAGUUUUCUGAAGUUACAGCUCGCUAGCUAACGUUAUCGUUCGGGCUGGGUGUGGACUGCCAAUGGCGUGUGUAGAGACAUCAGAUGACAGAGUAGGAGAGGUCCUGCUGAAAAGAGUGAUGCAGGAGCAGCUGGAUGAGGUGUUGUCAUCAGAGUUCCCGGUAGUGGUCUCCGCAGAAACUCAGGAAUUGGAGAGUGAGCAGGAGCAGAAGAUGGUGUUACAGCUGGCUGUGAUGAUACGUACCAUCGGAGACGCCUUCAAGGAGAACAGGGAGCUGGACGACAACAGUGUAAUAGAUGGAAUGGUGGGGCAAAUGACCAGCAAGACCAGCUACUGGAAUUUGGUAGAAAAGGUAUUUGAGGACGGUCAAAUCACCUGGGAGAGAAUUGCUGUGCUGUUCUACGUAGCAGGGAGGAUAGCUGUCAAGGUGGUGAUUGCUCACCUCCCCGAGUUAGUGAAGGACAUUCUGAAGUGGACUCUGGAGUACUUCAGAAGCAAAUUACUGCACUGGAUCCAGAAACAUGGAGGAUGGAUGAACAGUUUUGCUGCGCUGGCACGUGUACAGGUGGAGAGGAUAUCCUCUAUUAGCGCCCGGUCCUCAGGGCUCAUUCUGGUCUUCCUCGGAGGUGUCAUAAUGGGUAGUGUUAUCACCUGGAAACUGGCCAGGAGGACCUGACACACACAUACACAGUCCCACUCCAGUUCAAACGCAAUUGUUUGACAUGACAUGCAAACGUGUGGGCGUACACACACACACACACACGCACACACGAAUACAUUUGUUUACCUAGUCUAUGUAUUAUUAGUUACCUACCUUCUGGGUUGCUCCGGAUAAAUAAGAUGACCAGAUGCUGCUGGAAGUGGUGUUGGAGAGCCAGUAGGAAGCACUCUUUCCUCUGGUCUAAAACCGUCUUUUGGAUGGGACGUUAAAACGGGUGUCCUGACUCUCUGUGGUUAAUAAAGAUCACAUGGCACUUAUCAUAAGAGUAGGGGUGUUAACCCCGGUGUCCUGGCUAAAUUCAUCUGGCCCUCAUACCAUCAUGGCCACCUAAUCAUCCCCAGCUUCUAUUUGGCUCAUUAAUCCCUCUUUCCUGUAACUAUUCCCCAGAUCGUUGCUGUAAAUGAGAAUGUGUUCUCAGUCAAUUUACCUCAACUUAAAUUAAAUUAAACAAUUUUUUUAUCAGUGCCUUCAGAAAGUAUUCACACCCCUCAACUUUUUCCACAUUAUGUUGUUACAAAGUGGGAUUAAGAUGGAUUUAAUACUUUUUUUCCAACACAAAAUACUGUAUUACAUCUCUACACUUAGAAAAAGAGAGCCACCUGCACUGCUAUUUUAGUUUUCAGUUAAUCUGAUUGAUUAUUCUCUCAUCAUUGAUUUCAUGUACUUAUCUCAGCAAUUUCAGGGCUUUCUGUAUAGUUAUCUAAUGUUGGUGUGGCAUAUUAUUAUGUUUUAAUGUUAAUCUUGAAUUACAAAAACUCUUCUUAAACAUUACUGUUGCUCACAGAGUGAGUCUAUGCAAUUUAUUUUGACUUGUUAAGCACAUUUUUACUCCUGAGCUUAUUUAGGCUUGCCAUAACAAAAGGGUUGAAUACUUAUUGAUUCAAGACAUUUUUAAUUCAUUUGUAAAAACAAAAUAUCUCAAAACAUAAUUCUCCUUUGACACAAAAUCUCAAUGCAAUCCAUUUAAAAUUCAGGCUGUAACAUAAAGGGAUGUGAAUACGUUCUGAGGGCACUGUAUAUAUAUUAACCUACAGUCAUGAAACCAAAGUGUUGGGGAAGAGCUCAGUACAUUUUGUGUCACUACCCUUACGGAAAAAAACGUGAAUUUCACGUUUUUAACGUGAUCUUAUGGGAAGUUAAUAUGACAACAUGUAAAAGCAACAUGUGAUAAUAUGAAAUUGCACAUUUACAACAUGUGAUGCCAUGAAACUACACCUCACAACAUUUGAAGGUUUUUCCAUGUGAAAGUCACAAUUUGAUUUUCACAUGUGAAACUGCAAUUCACAUGUGUGGUGAAAACAUGUUAUUCUCACAUGUGAAAGGUGGUGUUAACAUGUGAACUCUGUAUUGAAUACAUGUGAACAGAUGGUUUCACAUGUGAACAACUGUCCUCGCAUGUGUCUCUUUUGUUUACAAAGGUGAACAUUUCAGCUCAACAUGUGAACAGUUAUUUCACCUGUAUAUACGAUUUCAGAUGUAAAAAUAUAAUUUCCACAUGUGAAACUGCAAAUAAAAUAAAACUGUAUGUCAUCACAUGAAGUGUUCCAAAACCACAUGGUUUCAAAUGUUACAAAUGUUAAAAUGUUACAUGUGGAAAUUUCACUUGUGAAAUCAUGUGGUUUUUCCCGUAAGGGUAUAUCAUCAUGUUUGUUGAUAUCCUGCUAGACUAGGGUAUCUGCCUGAAAUGAGAAACCAGUGUAAGCCUAACAGACAGCCCAAUCAUGUUAUGUGAUAGUUUUUUUUUGACAGAAAUGUCAUAUUAUUUUUCAAUACAAUAUUUUACAGAAAUAACACAUGAAUACCGAUUUGAUAUUUUUGAAGUUUAUAAAAAUGUAUGAAACAUGUAUUUUGAAUAAAAAACAUUUGGGAUGUUUGACUUGAAUGUAAUGUAUUAAAUGUGCCAUUUUAUUAGGAUAAACAAAAUAAAUAUGAGUUGACGGUG